This is a messenger RNA of Phragmites australis (common reed), 4214 nucleotides long. RefSeq names its product pentatricopeptide repeat-containing protein At4g18520, chloroplastic-like. Lineage: Eukaryota; Viridiplantae; Streptophyta; Magnoliopsida; Poales; Poaceae. Gene Ontology annotation, biological process: RNA modification. The transcript is spliced from 5 exons. Gene Ontology annotation, molecular function: protein binding; RNA binding. Bases 183 to 2861 code for a protein of 892 amino acids. The record is from RefSeq and is a predicted model, not a curated record.
GUUGGGAAAGGACUCGAGUCCUCAUCUCGCAAUUUGCAACAGAUCAGACUGCAGCUUGGAGACGGCCCUCCAAGUCCCGCCGCCGCCGCCGCCGCCGCCGGCGACUAUGCCAUUGGCGACCCUGCCAUCUUCCUCCGCCGCCGCCGUCGCCCAUCUCCGGCGACCCACACACCACCUCGCUUAUGUUAAGGUCCCUCUCUUUAUUACUCCUCCACUCAUCGGUCCCCGCCAGGCCGACCCCAUCUAGACUCCUCUCUUCCGCCGCCGCCGUCUCCGCCUCCGCAUCCGGUGCCCUAGGCGGCGGCGGCGGGCAUGGAACCGUCUCCGCAGUGCUGGAGAUCGUCGGCCCAAUCGAACUCCUCUUCCCGGCCUCCGAGGCGCGCCUCUACGUGCGCCUCGUGCGGCGCUGCGCGCGCGACGCCCUCGCCGCGGGCACCGCCGCCGCCCACGCGCACGUAGUUAAGCGCGGCUUCGCUCCUGACGUGCUCGUAUCCAACGUCCUGCUGGACUCGUAUGCCAAAGGCGGUUCCUUGGCGGCCGGACGCCAACUGUUCGACGAAAUGCCUCACAGGGACGUCGUGUCCUGGUGCACCGUCAUUGCCACGCACGCCAGCCGUGGGCUCUUCGUUGAGGCAAUUGGGCUGUUCAAAGAGCUUUUAUCCUCUGGUCAGGUGAAGCCAAACCAGUUUGUUAUCUCGUCGGUGCUGAAUGCCUGUGCCAGGUCUGGUGUCAUGGAGCUCGGACUUAUGGUGCAUGGAUUGGUGGUCAAGUCUGGCACGGGUGUUGAUAGGUUUGUGGAAGUUGGAUUCGUCGACAUGUAUGCGAAAUGUGGCAAUGUGGGUGAUGCUGUUAGGCUGUUCAAUGAAAUUCCAGUGAAGAGCUCUGUUGCUUGGAAUGCAAUGAUUUCGGGUUUUGUCGAGAAUGGUUGUUUCAUGGAGGCUGCUGAGAUUUGUCGAGAUAUGCAUCGAAUUGGCAUGGCAAUGGAUGUGGUGACACUGAGGGUAGUUGCUGGUGUUGCUGCUAUUCUAGGAACGUUUGAGCUUUCUAGAAACAUUCAUGUUUACGCACUUAAAGUUGGGUUGGGAACAGAUUGUUUUGUUGUGUCUGAAUUGAUCAAGUCAGCCGGGAGGGUAGGUGAAACUCAGUACAUUGGGAAGCUUGUUGCUGCAGCUAAAAGGCGUGAUGUGUCUUUGUAUUCUUUGGCUAUCUCAAACUAUCACUCAAACGGUUGUCAGGAUGAAGCGGUGAGACUUGCAGAAGAUCUUCUUUCUUCAUGUCUCAGUUUAAGGGAAGGAGACAUGGUUACAGUGCUAGGCAUAUGUCAUGUAAAAGAGGAGGUUCAGCAAAUGCAUGCUUUUACUUUGAAAACAGGAAGGUUCUGUUAUAUUAAUAUAUGCAAUGCUCUUAUAUCAGUAUAUUCUGAUAUUGGGUCACUGAUACAAGCGGAAUCGAUCUUCAAAACUACACAGUCACCAGAUAUUGUAUCAUGGGCUGCAGUCAUGGCAGGCUGCGUCAAGAACCUUCAAUUUCAAAAAGCAUGUGGUUAUUUUAGAGAGCUAAGCAACACUGGAGCACCAUCAGAUCAGCAUUGUGUUGCUACUAUCAUAAAUGCCUGCACAGGUCUUCAGGACUUGGAUAAGGGAAGGCAGAUUCACUCUUUAGCUCUUAAACUUGGGCUACUGCUUGUUGAUUUCGUCAGUGCAUCCCUACUAAACAUGUAUGCAAAAUGCCACUGCAUUGAGGGUGCUGCUGAGUUAUUCUCCCACACAUUGUUUCCACGAAAUUUAGUUGUAACUAAUGCCAUGCUCUCUGGAUAUUGCUGGAAUUUCCUGCCAGAGAAAGCGCUUCUGCUCUUUUGCAGGGAAUACUAUUUUGGUCUGCGUCCUGAUCAUUUCACCUUCUCAACUGUUCUUAGUGCAUGUGCUGAUAUAGGAGCAAAGGAGGCUGGUGAGCAGAUCCAUGGCAACCUUGUAAAGAUUGGUUCGGAAUACUUGGAUGUCAUUGUUGGAAAUGCUAUCAUAGACCUUUAUGUCAAGUGUGGGUGCAUUGCUAGUGCUUGUAGAUUUUUUCAUAGCAUGAAGAGUUGGAACAUGAAUUCAUAUGCCAUGUUAAUGUUAGGUUAUAUUCAGAAUAGAUGCAGUGAUGAAGCUCUUCAACUUUUCUCAAAGAUGCAGCAUAGUGGAUUGCAUGCAGAUCGUGUCACCUUUGCAAGAAUCCUACGGGGAUGUGCUGAUCUAUGUGCUAUUGAUUUGGGAAGACAACUGCAUGCUUCCAUUAUAAAGAUGGGUCUGAUUUCUGAUGUAUAUGUUGCAAAUGCACUUGUAGGAAUGUACAAAAAAUCUGAUGUUUGGACCAAAUCAAGAGGAAACACUCAAGAAACUUCAGCAAGAAAUGAUCUGGAACAGGAUACCAGAGAUAAUUGCUAUUCAGAACAAAUGUAUGCAAGCAACACUCUUGAAGAAAUUGGAUUCUUCACAUUGGAUGAGAAGAUAGACCAUGAAACUUUUGCUGAUGCACAGAAGAACUACAUUGGUGCUGCUUCUCAAUUCUAUGGAACUCCAAUUCCCCUCCAUGUGGUUGGGCAUAAACUUAGGAUUGAUACUAUCGUUCGGAAUGGAAGGAGUGUCAGGUGCAAUGAAAGUAAGCUCUUGCUAAACUACAAGAAUGCCGGCUAUCAGGGAAAUGGAUGUGGAUCUGUUAAGUUGUUUAACUUGUUACAGGAGGACAGCACUAAAUCUGACCAAUUGGUCCUCGUUGUUUUCAUUGAUAAUGGAAAUUCAAAGAUGAAGGAUGCAGGGUUUGUUAAUGUGGAACUAGUGAGAAAAUCUGGUGAUGUUCCAGCACUUGGUUUCCCUCCCUGACAAACUAUAGUGCAGGAUAAAAAUUAUAAAUUGGACCUGCCGUCAUCAUGCAGCAGAACCAAACUGGCUACAUAUUGGAGAGACAUGUGAGGAAAACCAACUAUGAACAUAGCUCAGAGUCCACGCAUCAGAAACUUCUCAGAUAGAUGAGUGAACUUCACAUGAUGCACUUUCUUUCAAUAUAUCUGUGCAUUUAGAUGAGUGAUCUUUAUAGCAUCUUCAAGCAAACCAAUUGCUGCCCUGGAACGAUGGAAUUCAAUAUAUCUGUGCAUUUAGAUGAGUGAUCUUUACAGCAUCUUCAAGCAAACCAAUUGCUGCUCUGAAGUUUUUCCGAUCGCUGGAUGGUUGAGUUGCAUGGAAGAAUAGAUUUAGAACAUUAGCCGGGGACACCCUCUCAAGCAUUUCCAAGAGAGGAGGAAUUAAGCUGGGAAAAUCAGCUUGAGCUUCAAACAUUGAUGUGCUGGCAUUACACUUGCAUGAAAAGGAUGUUACAACAGAUGGAACAAGUUUGGUCGUGCUUAUUCCUAGCCAUCAUCAGUGGCCUGAAGAUACCUGCAGCGUCACUCUGUGAAACACCACUUAUGUUCUACUGCACGUAUCCGAAGCAAGAAACAUCAGUGCACUUUUUCCCCACCAUAUCAUCUAACUGGCAUGCACCUUAUUUAUUGGUUGGUGCACUUGGAAUGUAUUGUAUGUAUGCUAGAACUAACUUGAGGCUGUUAGCUGUACAUAGAGGGCAUUAGCUAUAGGUAUAGUGAUACUCAUGUUGGUUACCUUAGAUGCUGGAUUCAGAAACUGUUUGAAGCAACAACUUAGGGAUCUCCCAUGUCAUCAUUCACUAAUCCUACUAACCCAGACAUUCGCAUGGCUGCUGCUGCUGCUGCUAUGAGACAUAGCAAUAGAGCUGCUUAAUCAACAUCAGUAUAAAGGAGGCAGCACCAUGGUGAGGACAAGCUUUUGGUGGUUGGGGCGUUGGCCCUAUUAUUUCAGGCUGAAAUAGAAGCCGAGCAAGAUUGGGACUUGCAAGUCCCAUUGGUUCACAGUCCUAGGUACUAGAAAGUGACCUUUUUGGCUACCAUAAUUUAAGCAGAGUCGUUGGCCUCCGGUAAAUGUUACCUCUCGGUUAUACUGAAGUUGCCAAUUUGUCAUAACUGAACUUCUUUAUUUUUGGAGAUUCCAUGACUUAGCUGAUAGAUAGACUGCUUUAGACAUGAUAUACUAUAGGCAUCUGGCAACGGCAUGGUUGCCUUGUUGAGGUUAAUAGAAAGGGCCCUCGUGGGCUGUGUGGUUGUUCUUGUCCACUUCAAAUCUCAUCUUCUCUGGGAGCAACUAAUCAUCCUCGAUUUCCUGUUA